UAGUUUGAGUCUGGCGAGUUGUUCGGUUGCUGUCUCAGCAGGAGUGGGGCCCCGAGGCCUUAGGAACAGGCUUUUAUCUGUCCCGGGACCCCCUCGUCCCUCGUGCAGCGUCUCCCCCAUAACCGGAUACGGAUUGUUCGGACUCUGCCUCAGACCCAGGAGUCACAGAUGCCAGCAAGUAUGGCCCCCCUCAAGAAGCGUCGAAACACCGCGAGGUUGCCCCUGGCCUUAAACCCCCUGAAGAGCAAGGACGUGCUGGCCGUGCUGGCCGAGAGGAACCAGGCCGUAGUACCAGUUGGGGCGUGGGUGGAGCCGGCCUCGGCGCUUAGUCCCGAAAUCCCAGCAUCUACUUCAGCAUAUAUGAUUGAAGAAGAACUAAAGGAACAGCUAAGAAAAAAACAAGAAGCCUUGAAGCGUUUUCAGAGACAAGUCAAACACCGAGUAAAUCAACAAAUUAGGCUGAGAAAAAAGCAACAGCUUCAGAAAUCCUAUGAAGCAGCAGAAAAAGAAGGCACUAUAGCCAUGAAGUCUUCAGAUCCAGCACACUUAACUCCUAAAAUAACAAGUGUUUUUCAAAACAAUUUGAAUGCUGCUAUUGGAAGUGCUACAUUACCUCCUUCCCAAAUGCUUGGGGAUGGAAUAGAAGAUAGAGAGAAUCAGAAUCAAUUAUUCCAACAAGCCCAGGCUCUUAGUCAAAUCAUGAAACAGGCACGUCACCAGCUGGCAUCCUUUAAAACUGUGAGUAAAAAAGAUGAAUCAGUAUUUCCAGAUGAUACAAGGAAAAGCUUUCCCACCCAAGAGGAACCGGACUCUGAGGAAUCUUUAUCUCUUAUGAUGGACAAGAAAAGGAAAGAAAAUUUAUUUUGGUGUAACCAACAGGAUCUCCUUUCUGAAAAGAAGGACACAUUUUUCAGCAGAGUUCGGAAAGUACAAUUCAAAAAUCCAUUAUUUGCUAUAAUGGAAGAGGAUGAGCUAACGAAGUUACAUCUUCAAGAUAUUCUGCCAGAAACCCAGGAUUAUUUUCCAGAAGCCCAAGGUGAUAUACUGGAAACCCAAGAACAGAAUACUCUGCCCAAAUGUCAGGACCAGGAUUUUCUACCGAGAUAUCAGAAAGUACGCUUCAAGGAGCCAUAUUCUGAUACGAUACAUGAGAAAGGGAGAGGGGACUUUUCUCUGGCAUGUUAUCAGUCUCCGACUCCUAAACUCCAGGACCAGGUAUUCGUCAAAGAUCAGAACACGUUUUUCAAGCAGCCGUCAUCUUUUAUCAGAGAAGAAAGCUUGAGAGAUGAAUUGCCUCUGGAGUGUCAAUGUUAUGUUAACCUUCAAGUCCAGGACCAAGCCUCCCCUGGAGAUCAGAGUUUGUACUCCAGGCAGCAGCUGUCUGUUGGGACAGCUGAAAGAUGGCAAGAUUUGUUUCCAGAUGGCCAUCAGUAUCUUCCACCCAAACACCGGAGAGAGGCUUCCAGCAGAAGACAGGUUCAUGAUAGAUAUCAAUCAGGAUUGAACACUGAAUUCCAAACUCCACUGGCACUUCAGUUUGGAGUAGAUCAAGAAGAAGACAAGAAAGAGCGUCAAAAGCGGUACCUGAGAUAUAGACGACUUUUCAUGAGUAUUGAAAGAGAACAAGUAAAAGAACAACAAAAGCAAAAAGAACACAGGAAGAGAAUUGAAAAAAUUAAGAAAAAGAAAGAGCAGCAACGUUAUGCUGAAGAGCAGAGGAUAAUAAGAAUGAACUUUCAUGAAGAGCCAUAUUCAAGUGAGAAGGUGAGCGAGAUGUUAGCCCAGCUACAGCUUGAGGAAGUAAAAGGACCCAGAGAAAAACAGCAACAAAGAGAAAAGGAAUACCAAAGAUAUGUAGAAGCUUUAAGGGCCCAGAUCCAAGAGAAAAUGCAGCUGUAUAAUAUUACUUUACCUCCACUAUGCUGCUGUGGUCCUGACUUUUGGGAUGCUCAUCCUGAUACCUGCGCCAACAAUUGCAUUUUCUAUAAAAACCACAGAGCAUAUACCCGGGCAUUAUAUUCAGUCAUCAAUUCCUGUGAUAUCCCUGAGGGGAACUCAACUCUUCGAGUCGCCAUUCAUAAUUUUGCUUCUGCACACAGACGGACUUUGAAAAAUGAAUAAUGAGAGUCUGAAAUCAACUGUUAGUAGUUCAGCCUUCACUUAACAUCAACUCUGAGAGAUUAUUUAGGAAAAGCUGUUACAAUGUAUAAGACGAAAGACUGUCUCACAUAACAACUGUCUCUAUAAUUAGAUCGGAACCAUUGUUUCAGUCUUCACCUUGGGACCAUGAUGGAAAGUUGACUUCCAAACUUGUCUCUUUGCUGUGAACCAUAUAGAG
Molossus molossus (Pallas's mastiff bat) is the source of this 2338-nucleotide messenger RNA. It is a transcript of the gene CCDC15, whose product is annotated as coiled-coil domain containing 15. The record is from RefSeq and is a predicted model, not a curated record. Bases 169 to 2121 code for a protein of 650 amino acids. The transcript has 16 exons. Lineage: Eukaryota; Metazoa; Chordata; Mammalia; Chiroptera; Molossidae. Gene Ontology annotation, cellular component: centrosome.